Molecule: messenger RNA, 3204 nt
Organism: Hyalella azteca
Lineage: Eukaryota; Metazoa; Arthropoda; Malacostraca; Amphipoda; Hyalellidae
Exons: 10
Coding region: 110-1342 (410 amino acids)
Source: RefSeq, a predicted model, not a curated record
AUUAUUUUUUACUUUUUUUUUUAAAUCCAAAUUUAAAUCCCGCAUGUAGAAGUUUUGUCCAAAGGAAGGCAGCGUCAAGGGGCAAUGAUUCAUCAAACCUGGCAGCUGGAUGGGGAACUUUCUAUACAGCUGCUGCCCGCCCUCUGCAUAUUCUCUAGUCAGAUACCAGGCGGUGACGGUGAGACCGCGACGAGGUUCCGAAGACGAGCGCCUAGAGCUCGAAAUAAGGACUCAACCGAACGGGUGGCAGUCAGCAGGUGCAAGUUCAGACGACGAGCUUAUUCUGUCUCUUACUUAUACAAGUGAUGAAGAUUCUGUUAUCUAUGAAUUUGAAGAACACGACAACGUCAGAAAUGAACAGGAAGAGAGUGCAACAACCGAUGACCGCAGCAGUUCAUCUAACUUGGAAGCUGGUAACCUGGGUACUGUAAAGCAGCUGCCUCUCGCGCCGAACAAUUUCAGCAACAAAAUAUCUAAAAAAUCUCGACAUAACUUAGGUCAAAAUUCAAAUCAGUUUAUAAGCAAAGCUAGUGGGCUAGUCACACGUUUUGAACAAAUAUGUUUCGACAUUAACAACUCCAGUGAGAGCAUCAACGACGCCGGGCGAGCCAAACACUCGACACGAGAUAUGUUUCACAGGCAAGAAAUUCGAGCAAAUGACAGAAAUGAUGAGUUGGAGAGGUCAAUGGACGCAAAAGAGGGAUUUAUCAACGAGACGAAGAUACACUUGCAUUCUUCUAGCAAUAAUAUAUACGAAAGGCCAGCACCAACCGGAGAGAGUGGAAUACAUAAGUCGUCUAAUGCCUCAUCUACAGAUGAAACCUCGCAGCUGUGUCAGAGCUUCACUGGUCUGCAUACGGGCGCCGUACAGGAGCAUCACCUCGCCAGCUUAAUCGUCAACCCAUUGGCGGACACAGAGCCCUUCACGUACAGCAGCCCUCCCAGGGAACCCGUCACUCUGGCCCACGACCUCCUCGAGGUUCAGUCGCAGCGCACCACUUCCAUCGAACUAGAGUGGGAUCAAGAACCUGACAUGAGUCAGUACAAGUCAACCAAAGCUCUUCACACGACCUCCCACACGGUGGACUCUUCGAUGGGUGGUCUCUCUUCGUCUCGUUUGCGCUCGCUGUGCUCCACGCCGGCGAGUCUAGAGUGGGAUUUUAAAGAAUCUACGACGAGUCUGCAGGCUGCGCCCCUCGUGACUCAGGAAGAUGAAGACCUUUGGGGUGCCAGCGAAACCGAAGAACUCUUGCAAGAGAUCGAACUCCUUGCUUCCCGAGCCCUGCGAGACGAAGACGAACUUGAGCCUGAGCUCGACGACAGAAGUUUCGACGAAAGAUAGCGAAACUAAACUCAAGUUGUAAAGGGAACUGUUAAAAAUAUUGUCUUUGAAUGGCUGUAAUACAAAAGGUGACUCUAUUUCUAAUGAGGAGUUAGUUUAAAACUUGUAUUGUGUCGUUGUAAUAGCUAAAACGAGUUGGUUUGGUGCAAAAGUCAGUUCUACCCAAUAGGGCACAUUCUUUUUUGAGCUAUAAAAUUUGAGAUAACGUUUUGUGUCAGGAUGAAAUGCUCUAGUGCCUUUAUACUGGCCACCUUAAAAAUGACAUGGCUAAUAUACAAUUCAUAAAUACAGUUCAUAUAUGAAAUAAGAUAAGAGCGAAACCUACUUACAAUUGAAAGUCUACAAAAUAUUAAUAAAAUAUUAGAAUGACGUCAUGCAUUUGCCAUUCAUAUAUCUUGGAAACGGAAGUAAAAGUAAACAAUCGGAAUGAAAUAUAAUAAAUAAUAAAUACAUUGUAAAAUGUCAACAACAGUGCACGGUUGACAAAUUACUGAAAAGAAAUGUAGAUUCCACUUCUCUGUUGCACAGCUAACGUGUAAGAUAAUUUUACUCAUGGCGCAAGAACACGUCGACUAUUUUAGCGAAAGACAAUAAUGCAACUUCAACUUACAUCUUGAAACAAAUCAUGAACGAAUCAUUAUAAGCUCUUUCGUUAAUAUUUUUGGAUCUGUAUUUAAUGUAUGCAAAAAUGUAGUCAGUCGUUUUAUGAAUUCCAAAUGGAAAACUUAUUUAUAUUUUUUAACGUUGAUCGCAAUUUUCGAGUGUACGUGGAAACUCACGCGAUUUAAAUUUUCCACGAAAUAGUUUUUAAACCGAAACUUGGCCGUUGAUAGUCUGCCGGAUUAAAUUCUAUGAUACAUGGCAAAUAUCCGGUGCAAGACAUUAUAACUCCAUACGGCUAUCAUUUUCUGCCAAAAUAAAUUUUUUAUCUAAACGACACUUCUAUGUUAUGAUGUUGUGUUGUCUAGUAUCGGUAUUUUUUAGUGAUACCUCAUAGUACAAGUUCAGGAGGGAAGGGGCUGUAUAUCUACUUAUAACAAAUUCAAUAGAUAAAUUUUAUAGAUCUUAACGUCUUUGAUACCGAUAUUAGGAUUCUCAUUUGAGCAAACCUGCUUGAGUAGCAUUAGUAUUUUGAGAACCAUGUAAAGGGAACGGAACUUGUGAACACUGCUCAAUAAUGAAUGACCUACUGCCUGGGAGACAUGAACCGAUUAUACCAUUUUACACUGCAGAAUAGUCCUCAAAAUUUUAUUUUGUAUUUUAUGGACAAUUUUAAAUAAUUUCUUCUAACCACAGUAGCUUUGCUCCUAUAGGAACAAUGAAAUCGAAGAAUUUCGAUUGUUUGUCGUGAUUCAAACCAUUACUUUACUUAGUAAACCUACAUAAAAGACAAGUUCAUUUAUAAUAUACUCAUUUUUUUGCUCUAAUGCAACGGUUUUGUUUGAUAGAAAUGACGAGAAACUACGUCUUUACCGGACACGUACGAGACUCAAACUGUGAUAACUCGGAGAUUUGUGGAAUAAAUUGACCGAACAAGCCCUGAACUUUCAGGUUUUCGUUCCCCGUGAUAUGCACUGUGACUUGAUUGCGACGUGCUUUCUUUUGGUUCCCCAAUAUGCAUGGUCUACGGCUACAUUAUUUAUUUAAUGUUUCAUUUUCGUGAGAGAUGAUGUGCAAACUAGACUACAGUAGACAAUAAGUGAAAGUAUCCAACCAUAAUGUAUGGACUUAGGUCAACGGAUUUUUUUUUAAAUACUGAAGUCCCAAUUAUUGCCUAAUGCAGGUAAAAAAGCGGAUAGAUUAUAUCCCUACUCGGAUAAAAUAAAAAUGGAAAAAGACAGCGUUCUAAUAAACACGAUAAA